CCCCGAAGCGAGCAGUGGGCGCCAAGGAGAGCCGUCUGUCUGAGGGAGUCCAGAUGUUGAACCUGACGGGACUUGCAAACACCUGCCAUCGACAUUUUUUGCUAGGCUCGCUGGGUCCUCCUGAGAGCGGCCGAACCAAAGUCAAUCGUGGCCUGUCAGUCCUUCGCCCGGCACGCCGACCGCAUGAUCAAAACCUAUCACCUAUCAACCACAUGAUGGGGCUGUGCCACUCGUUGAAUUAUCCAGUCAACAGCAGCCGUUGGAGUUGGGCCUGACCUUCUCUUGCAGCUGGCCACUCAUCUCUCGACCUCGGUGGCCAUCGGCGGUUUUCCCUCCCACUUUCACGUCCCCGCCAAUUCGACGUUCUCCGUAGCCUGCAUGCAACGCUCACCGCCUCUUCGCACCAUCAACCCACCUCAACCCAGAGGUUCACCCUCUCCGCUGUGCUCGCCUCGAGGCGGUCACUCUCUGUAUCUCUUGUCCUUGGACUCUCUCUACGCCCUCUUUCCGGCCACCUCCCUCCUUUCCUGCUUCACGAGGCCAACAGGAAACCUUCACCACGAGACGCCUGUCCUCCGAACGACGAAUCUACGAGGCUGACAAGUCUGACAAAUCCUGUAAUAUGGCGGGCAAUGUCGCCCUGACGGGCGAUGAUCUGGCCUAUGACCUCGAUGCAAGAAGUGCCUCAUUCUUUCACAACCAAGCAUGGCCUUUACAUAUGGACCAAGUAGCUGCUGCGAGGCCCGACCCGAGGAGGAAUGUUUCUCCUAUACAGACCAGUAGCCAUGGCCUGCGACAGACGACAAUGGCAGAGCAUCCCAUGAUGGAUACCUGGAGGUUCCAACAGCACCAACACAAUGUCGACUACUCAAGUCAACAAGCUCAUUAUGGGCUGCACUAUGACACGCAGUUUCAUGCCCUUCCGGUGCACUCUUCGCAACUGAGUAUGAUGGCCGUUUCGCAGGCUCCUCUAUCGACGACGCUCCCCAUCGAACAUUCCUAUAUUCCUCUCGAGUCGGGCAUCGAAGGGAUGCCACACAAUUGGGCCGACUUUCAAAGCGAGUUGAUCAGUUAUGGAACCACGGAUCUUGGACUUGCCGUGUCACCCUACCAACAAUUGACCAGCUCGCCGACAGGAUCCCACUUGGAGGUGUUGUCACAACCGAGUUCCUGUGAUGAACAUGGCUGGACUCUGCUUGAACCUCGAUCCUCCCUGGAAACAUACGAGCGACAUUUCUUCGUUGACCCGAACCAAACCGUCCACAAUCGGACAUGGUCUGAAUCUUCGUACUCGGAUCUCGAGCAGCACAACACUGCCACCUUCAUCUCGAACCUUGACAUCAGUCAUGCUCAAUCCGUCUAUUCCCCGACCACCCUAUCCGACAGUGACCACGAAUAUAUGGGCCAUACCCAUCGGUUGUCAAUAGAGCACGGGUCAGCUCCCGCCACCAGUGUCAACCCUACGGCACUUGUCCGUCCUAUCCCGAUCCCUCCUGCGAAAGCUUCGGCUCCUUCAAUACGUUCUCCCGGUUCUCAAGGUUCGGCGAGCUCGCCAGGCCGGAAAAACUCGAGGAAGAGCCCUAUCGCUGCCAAGUCGACCGACAAGGUAAUGAAGAAGUCUACACAAACCGGAAAGGCAGAUGGAGAGAAACGUGUGGGACGAAGAAAAGGGCCUCUCAGACCUGAACAGCGGAAACAAGCCAGCGAGAUCCGGAAAUUGCGAGCAUGCCUGAGAUGCAAAUUCCUGAAGAAAACAUGUGAUAAAGGAGAGCCUUGUGCUGGCUGCCAACCUUCUCAUGCUCGUCUUUGGCAAGUCCCGUGUACCCGCAUCGACAUCAAAGAAAUAGGCUAUUUCUUGAAGGACUGGAAGUUCGACUAUGAACGUCACAUUUCCCUGGGCUUCUCUGUGGGAAAUAUCAAGGGAUUCUCGGACACAGAGAAGACAUUGUUCAUUACCCACGGCUAUGGGCAUAUGCUGCCUGUCACUGCCCGCGAGGUGUAUGUUAGGGACGAAUCAUGUCUGAAGCUGGACUGGAUCGAGGCAAGCUCUGUCAAGAAAGAUGGCUUUGAAGUGCCUACCGCUAAGCUCUCUGCUGGUAUGGAGGGAAUCUCAACGACCAUGCUCAGUGACUACCUUGACCGUCAUAUUGAUGGCACUGGUACAUUCGAGAAGUUUGUCGACGACUACUUCGAGGGCACUCCCUUUUUGUCCCAAAUGCUCAAGACUGCCUAUCGAUUUUACUUCAAGACAGGGUCUAAGAUCAUCAAGAAGGCCCUCAAGCUGAUGCUUGCAUACAACCUGACGCUUCAUAUCACCAUGGUUGAGGGCCUGCCAGUCGAAGAAUCUUUCACCGGAAAGAUUGACGAGCACGAAUCUAAAUUCUAUGGCAAGACCAUGGCUCCGGUCAUGAUCAACUUCCAGAUCAAGUGUGCAAUGGCUGACAUGUGGCGUGAGUUGCACAAAGACGUGCUGGAGGAAUUGUCCAGCCUCUACUCGAGCGUCUACAGCGGCGAUAAGCUGAAGAACUGGCCGACGAUCUUCAUACUCGCCUCGGUAUUGUUGGCGGUAUGGGAAUGUAUGCAAUUUGACUGCCACUACCGCGUGCCCGAUCCUGCCGCCGUGGACAAGUUCUGCAGCGAUAUGGAGACCACCCCGGUCGGUGUCGUGGUUGGCCUUUUCCAAGCCAUCUCACAAAAGCUUCCAUCAUUCCUUGAAUGGGACACAUCAAGCCACCAUACCCUGCUGGCGUCGAAUGCUGAUGUGUGCGGUACUAUGACCGAAGUGCGCGAACAUGUUACGAAAUAUGAAAACUACCUCCGAGGACGACCCAAUGCCAAAUUUGACCGCAAAGACUUUGACUCACUGUCGAACAAAUUCUUGGCGAAACUAGUUAUUCGAGCGAACUGAUUCUGAUGCGUUUACGGCUGUGAUGAAAAAGCUGAAUUGCAGAUAUAACGAGCGACCGAGAUGUUUGACGAUACCACUCACCGAUUGAUUUUCAUGUUUCCUAACGCGCUCCGAUUGGAUGAAUGACGAACUUGCAUGAAUACAUGGCUCACGACGAUGCACAUCGUUUUUCUGGCGAGAUCUAGUUCUGAAAUACUUGAAUGAUUUCUUUUGUCACACAGCGAAGGUGGGGAACGGACUGCAUGCAAUAGUGAUUGGGAAGGUCAGCGCGUUGAGAGUCAACGGCGCCUUCAGAAGCACUGUGAGAGCAUAUGUUUGCGGUUGUGGUCCAGAAAUAAUGUCAAGCCUGCAUUGGUGGCUCGGUGGGUGGCUGGGUGGAUUGUCAGACGAGAAAUUUGCGUGGCAACACACCAGGUACUUAAAUGAUCCCAUAAGCAAAAAUGACGACUCUCUUUCUCCCAGAUACCUAGUAUGUAACGUUCGCAUGUCUAUGGAAGGAAGAUGGUGCCGUUAGUCG
This is a messenger RNA of Exophiala xenobiotica, 3425 nucleotides long. RefSeq lists its product as uncharacterized. Lineage: Eukaryota; Fungi; Ascomycota; Eurotiomycetes; Chaetothyriales; Herpotrichiellaceae. Gene Ontology annotation, biological process: regulation of DNA-templated transcription. The coding region runs from base 623 to 2908 and encodes 761 amino acids. The transcript is spliced from 2 exons. The record is from RefSeq and is a predicted model, not a curated record. Gene Ontology annotation, molecular function: DNA-binding transcription factor activity, RNA polymerase II-specific; zinc ion binding.